AUCAAAUAUAACACCCAAAAUGAACCCAUACUUUCCUUUUAUUAAGCUCGGUGCAACCCCAUAAUACACACUUUUUCACACAUACAGCCAUGAUUUGAACAAGUUAAAGAGAUUUCUUGAAAUUCACAGUUCUGGGCCAUCAUAAAUCUUGCAAAAACAAAACCCCAUCAACUCAUUUCACAAAUUUUGAUUAAAAAAACUUGUGGGUUUGGUUCUAGGGUUCUAAAGGUUCAAUCUUUAAGCAUUUUUGAUCAAAAUGAGUAUAUAUGGGAGGGAUCCAUGGGGUGGUCCACUGGAAAUAGCAGCAGAUUCAACAGCAGAUGAUGAUCGGAGCAGAAAUUCACAAGAUUUUGACAGGGCCGCACUGUCUAGACCUCUUGAUGAGACUCAACAGAGCUGGCUUUUAGGCCCUGGUGAACAGAAGAAGAAGAGAUAUGUUGAUCUUGGGUGUGUUAUUGUGAGCAGAAAAUUCUUUGUUUGGAGUGUUGGCACUCUUCUUGUUGCUGGGCUUAUUGCUGGUUUUAUAACUUUGAUUGUUAAGACUGUGCCACGUCAUCAUCAUCAUCCACCACCUCCUGAUAAUUAUACUCUUGCUUUGAGGAAGGCACUCAUGUUCUUUAAUGCCCAGCGUUCUGGAAAACUUCCGAGGCACAAUAAUGUUUCAUGGAGGGGAAACUCUGGUAUGAAUGAUGGCAAGUCGGAUCCUUCAUGGACUUUAACCAAAGAUUUGGUGGGUGGCUAUUAUGAUGCUGGUGAUGCAAUAAAGUUCAACUUCCCUGCUUCCUUUGCCAUGACAAUGUUGAGCUGGAGUGUUAUUGAAUAUAGUGGCAAAUAUGAAGCUGCAGGGGAGCUUAAUCAUGUUAAAGAGAUCAUUAAGUGGGGAACUGAUUAUUUUCUCAAGACUUUUAAUUCUACCGCUGACAGCAUUGACCGAAUGGCGGCACAAGUAGGAUCGGGUCAAACUUCACCUGGAGUUCCUAAUGAUCAUUACUGUUGGAUGCGUCCCGAAGAUAUUGAUUACCCUCGACCAGUAACUACCUGUACUACCUGCACAGACCUUGCUGCCGAGAUGGCAGCUGCUUUGGCUUCUGCAUCAAUUGUUUUCAAGGACGAUAAGGCUUAUUCAGAGAAGCUUGUGCAUGGUGCUAAAACUCUCUUUAAAUUUUCUAGGGAUAAGAACCGCGCCAGAUAUAGUGCCGGCAAUGAGGCUGAAUUCAUGUAUAAUUCCACAAGCUAUUGGGAUGAGUUUGUCUGGGGUAGUGCUUGGUUGUAUUAUGCUACAGGAAAUAACUCUUAUCUUUCACUUUCGACUAAUAUGAAAAUGGCUAAACAUGCUGGUGCUUUUUGGGGAAGUCCAGAUUAUGGUGUACUUAGCUGGGACAACAAGCUUGCUGGAGCUCAAGUGCUUUUAACUCGUUUGAGAUUGUUCUUGAGUCCUGGAUAUCCGUAUGAAGAAGGCUUAAAGACAUUUCACAACCAGACCAGCAUAUUCAUGUGCUCUUUCCUUCCAUACUUUACAAGCUUUAACAGAACCAGAGGAGGGUUGAUCCAGUUAAAUCAUGGAAGGCCACAGCCUCUUCAGUAUGUAGCUAAUGCGGCCUUCUUGGCAACAUUGUAUAGUGACUAUCUUGAUGCUGCAGAUACACCCGGAUGGUAUUGUGGACCUAAUUUCUACUCAACCGAUGUCAUGCGUACGUUUGCAGAGACCCAGAUUGACUAUAUCCUAGGGAAAAACCCAAGAAAGAUGAGUUACCUUGUCGGGUUUGGCAAUCACUAUCCGAAACAUGUCCAUCAUAGAGGUGCGUCCAUCCCCAAAAACAAGAUCAAGUAUAACUGUAAAGGGGGUUGGAAAUGGAGGGAUACGAGUAAGCCCAAUCCUAACACCAUUGUUGGGGCUAUGGUUGCCGGCCCUGACAGGCAUGACGGUUUCCACGACGUGCGCAGUAAUUACAAUUACACAGAGCCAUCACUUGCAGGAAAUGCUGGCUUAGUGGCAGCUUUGGUUGCUCUUUCGGGCGAUCAGAAAAAAAUAGACAAGAACACCAUGUUCUCUGCAGUUCCGCCGAUGUUCCCCACUCCACCGCCACCUCCGGCUCCUUGGAAACCAUGAGAUCUGAGUAACAGUUAAGCCUCAAAACCUGUGUUAAUAAUUGUUUGCGUUACGUGACUUGUGUUGGAUAUUUUUGUCCCUGUUAGUGAACAUAGUAAAGGUUUAUAUCAUUAAAAUAGUGACAAUUAUGAGGAGAGUGGAUAAGCGCAAUGUAGAAAGAUGAGUUUAGGAGCCUUGUUAGAGCAUGCUGCAUUGGAUCGGCUGUCCAGUACUUUCCUUUGUAAUAUGUGAUGUAUAUUGUCCGGAUGAAAUAGACCAGUUACUAAUUAUUAUCAUUCUGAUAUGCUUCAA
Molecule: messenger RNA, 2401 nt
Organism: Daucus carota subsp. sativus
Lineage: Eukaryota; Viridiplantae; Streptophyta; Magnoliopsida; Apiales; Apiaceae
Product: endoglucanase 25
Exons: 6
Coding region: 257-2110 (617 amino acids)
Biological process (GO): carbohydrate metabolic process
Molecular function (GO): hydrolase activity, hydrolyzing O-glycosyl compounds
Source: RefSeq, a predicted model, not a curated record